GCAAACUGUAAAGCUCACUAAAUAAAAACGGUUUAUUUUGCGCAUAUAUUUACUCCAUAACGUGAAAGCUCACUAUCAUCGCUCUGCAGAAUUUCAACCCUUCAAUAAUCAAGAUUCAAGAAACCAGCUGAAAAUUAAUAUCGAUCACGCCGGAUUGAAGAUGCUUUGCUUUCAUCAAGAAAAAGAUGAGGGUGAAUCAGAUAUCCUCAAGGGACAGAAUCUUCAAGAAGGAAAAGCAGUCGGCAGCAGAUUUGAGACCGGCGCUAUCCAUCACUUGUCCCUGCUCCACCUCAACUCCGCCGCCAAACGCCGCUCCGCCUCCACAGCAGCUGAGAACUUUACUUCAUGCGGCGGCCCUGCGAAAAGGUCACCGCCCUCUUUCCUUUCUUCUCUCCCGGAGCCCUCCCCGAAACGGGCAACUCUGUUCCCACCUUCCUUCUCCCCUGCCGCCGGUGCCGGCGCUAUCUGCUCCAAACCGCGGUCUCCCCUUCUCUACCGGAGCCUAUCGGAGCCAAUAGAUUCUCUCGCUGGUCAGAAUCCCAAAACGGUAGAUUUCAGUUCCAUCAUCCCUUUCACCCACUUCUUGAAUUCAGCUUCGCCGGAGAAAUCCAAGAACGCCGGCGCUGUUGACAAACAACCUUCACCGGCGAAGAGUUCUGGUCUCUCCCCGCUUCCGCCGCCGUCUCUCCCUCCUCUCUACAGAUCCAUCUCGGAUCCAUCUGUGGCCAUAGAGUUCCAGCCGCCGCCGCAGCAAGCUGCCACUCCGCCGAGAGCUGCUCGGGCGGCCCAAAACAUCAAAUCCCCCCCGAACUCCGGUGAUGAGAGUCCCAGCACAAAGGUCGAAUCUUUUAAUCAACACCAUCUUUGAACUUUUAAUUAAAACGACCCAUUAUUAGCGAUCUAUUGUUUUUCAUUCGUUCAUUCAUUCUUGGACUAAUAACUAAUUGCAGAGGCUGGAGAAGAUCAAAGAAAGGAUGAGACAAAUGCAGCAAUGGUGGGAUCAAGUUUUGCAAGAAGAAGAAGAAGAGGUCAAUGAAGAAGACCACCCUUCUGAAGAUGACACCUCAAAGAUUGAGAACGAACCAGAGGACAAAACGGCGUCGUCCCAGCCGGAAGAAUCAGUGUGGGUAGAGGAGAAAGGUGGGGAGGGGUUAGUGAUCCACUUCAAAUGCCCAUGCAAGAAAGGCUAUGAAAUCCUUCUUUCUGGCAACAAUUGCUACUACAAACUCUUGUAGACUAUUGGUGUCAUGAUAUUUUUUUUAUUUUAGCUCUUCCUUUACACCAAACCAGUUAUUUUAGGUCUAUUUUAGGUUUUGUUGAGUAAUCUGUUUUUAGCAAAUAUUUUGUGUCAUUUUUUGGGUGUACAGUUUAUGAUUUUGCCCUCUAGUAUGUUAAUAUGUGUGGACGUGUGUUUCAUGUGCCUUUGUGAUGCUUUAAA
Cuscuta europaea is the source of this 1438-nucleotide messenger RNA. NCBI's taxonomy places the organism in Eukaryota, Viridiplantae, Streptophyta, Magnoliopsida, Solanales, Convolvulaceae. The record is from the annotation of a GenBank genome assembly.